Molecule: messenger RNA, 3711 nt
Organism: Cryptosporidium muris RN66
Lineage: Eukaryota; Apicomplexa; Conoidasida; Eucoccidiorida; Cryptosporidiidae
Exons: 1
Coding region: 1-3711 (1236 amino acids)
Source: RefSeq, a predicted model, not a curated record
AUGAGCAAGCUUGACUACAUAUUACCUAUAUUAAAAACUUCAGAUUAUGUUAAGGAUAAAGGUUUGUUAAUUUCUAAUUUAAAAAAGAUUUCAAUUACACUUUCCCAGUUAAAUAAACAAGUUCAGCUACCUAUACUGUCCCUUCUAAUAUCUACAAAAGAACUAGUUGGUAAAAACUGUGAAGUUAAAACUCUUAUAGUUAAUAGUAUACUGGAUUGUAUAAGAUUGGCUUUUCCUGAGUUUCCGAGAUAUUUUUGUACCUAUGAAUCUGAGAUAUCUAAAGUACAGAAUUAUAAUAAAGCAACAAUGAAAAUAAAAGAGAAUAAAUUAUAUGAGCAUGUAGUAAUAGGGGUUAUAGAGCAACUGGACUUCUUAUAUAAGUGUUUGGUGAAUGAAAUAUCCUUGCAUUCGAAAGAUGACUUAGUUUUAUCUAGAUACAAGUAUACAUUAGAUAGGAUAUAUAAUAAUAAUCAACUACUGUUUUUCCUAUUUGAUGGGCUAGUAUCUAAUGAUGUUAAGAAGAAAUUGAUCAUAUUAAUUUUUACGAAAUGUAUGGAUUUAAUAGGAACAAUGAAAGAUUCAAAUGAAAUAGCAAUUAUGGCAAAGUGGGUUGUAAUUAGUAUACUGCAAUAUAGUAAUGAUAGUACAGGUAAAAGAGAAAUGAUUUUAUUGAUCAUGAAGGAUUUAUCUAGAAAUAUAAUAGAGAAAUUAAGUAAUAUGGAUAAUAGUGCAAGUGAAGAUGCACUAUCUAUUAUUAGUGAUAUACUGAAUAAUUUAGGACCUAGUAGUAUUUCAUUUUAUACAAAUAAUAUAUUACAACAGGUAAUAAUAUAUAUAAAUACGGACAAAUAUAGAAAUCAGAAUAUAAAGAAAAAAUUAAGUAAUAAAGAUUCUAUCUACUGGUGGAGAAGUGAAGAAUAUACUAAAAUUCCGGAAAUUAUAAAGUAUAUUAAGGAUUAUAAAAGUGAUGUUGAUGUUAAACUUGUCGUGUAUGAAAUAAUUUCAAUACUACACAAUAUCGAUACUGAAUUCGUUCAAAGUAUCUUUUCAUUUAUUAUUAGUGAUUUAGAUAAUAUCAAUAACAAAGAAAGACUGAAUAAUAGUAAAUAUAUUGGUAAAUUAAUCCUUUCUUAUUUAGUAAAUAGUAACAAUAGUGUACUUCGUAAAAGAGGGAUUAUUGAUGAAAAUUAUAGUAUAUCAAAGUUAUUGGAUAUUUGGCUAACAUGUAUUGAUGAUAAGUGUUUGGAUAUUAGUCAAAAUAUCUUUUCAAUUAUAUAUGAAGUCAUGAAAGUAUAUUUUAAUUCUCAAAGACUGGUCAGUGUCAGUUUGAAUAAAGAUAUAAUUUGUAAAAUGGUCCAAGUUUGCAUAGAUAAUGUUGGUAACCCACAUAUUAUAAUUAGGAAAAUAAUUAUUGAUAUUUUUUCAAGUAUAUUAACGUGCUCCAAUAAUUAUUGUAUAUUAUCUAAAGCAAAAAUCUGCGAAAUUAAACAUUAUUGCCUACAAAGACUAUGCGAUAAUGAUAGGGAUGUAAGAUUUCAAUGCAUAAAAUGCAUGAAAAUAUACAAGGACGAACCUAAUCUAAUUAAUAAUUUAUGGUAUGCAUGGUUAAUUUCUGUCAAACAAGAUGAUUUUAUAUUGAGACAAAUAAUAGAAAAUAUACUUCUGACAAGUUCAGCAACACUACUUUUUAUGGAUAAAUUUCUGUGUAACAUAGAAGAUUUAAAUGAAUGGAAUUAUAAAGAUAAUGAAAUUAAAGAUAAUGAGAAAGAUUCAAAGAGUGAAGUGGCUCAUAAAAUCGCAAUAUUUUUUUUUCAGCAGCGUUUCAAGGCUCUAUCCUACUUUAGACAAUAUCUUAUAUUAAGAUAUGCAACAAUUUAUCAUCAAAAUUAUUUACCUAAGAAUAUUUUGAACAUUUUAGAAAAUAAUAUCAGUAUUAUUUUAGAAAAAUUUUCAAUGUUUAUUUUUCAUUGCAUGGAAAUUCAGACACAAAUAAAAAAAAUUGAUAUUAAGCAAAUGCUUCAAGAUAAAGCUAGAGAAUUAAUUAAAAACCUUGAUAAAGUUCUGAAAAAUAUAAAUUUAGAAGAUCAAAAUAAAAAUAAUCACUAUAUAUGGUACAAACUAUCUAUAAUAUCAGGUUUAAGUUCAUGUAUAGAAAUACAAAUAUCUGAAGACCUAUUAUCAUGCAAAUCAGGGAUGUUGAAAGUGGAUUUUUUGCAAGAUUACUAUAAUAUGAGUACAUUAGCCGAUAAACAAUUUGAAAGCGAAAGUUUAUCAAGACUAUUUAUGUUUACAUCUCCAAUAUACCCAUACUUUAGUGAUUAUAAACUAAAAUAUGGUCUUUUUAAAGUAUUUUGGUUACCUUCUCAUUUUUCUCUGCUAGAAAAUGUGGAAUUUCAUGAUCUAUUACAAGAUAAAUUUGAAGAAAUGAUAAGAUAUUUCAAUACUAUAGUAGUAAUGGCUCAGCAUUGCUACUUAAUAAAUGCAAUUAGUUCUUUUAUUAAUAAUAAAAAAAAGUGGGAUACAAUAGCUAAUUUAUCGGAUGAAUCUGCAUCUCAAGAGGUAAUGAAAAUUAUUGAAAGAUUUACAAAUAUAAAUACUAUUGAUAUUUAUAAAAAAUACUUAGAUAAAACCCAAAAUAUGGGCUUUGAAUCGUUCUAUAAAUUAAUCAAAUAUAUUAAAUCUGCAUUUAUUAGUAUCAAUUUAGAUCAUGAAUUAGGAUUAAAUAUAAAAUACAAAAUGGUAUCAAAUUGUUUUGGUGCUCAGACAUUUCAAUCUAAUAUCUGUAUAAUUGAUAUAAUAAUGAAUAAUGUAUUUGAUAAUAUUUCCAUAAAUUCUGAUAAGAGUUUAGCAUUAUUUUGGAUAUAUAAUUUAAUUUGUAGUGCUUUCCCAUAUUUAAAUUUAAAACUCCAGAGCCCUGAUAGAAGUAAAAAUAUACUCAAAAUACUAAAAAGUUCAGAAGAUAUAAGAGAUAAAAAAAAGAAUAAAGGUAAAAAAGAAAAACUCAUGGCAAUGCUACAACUGUUAUGUAUCGAAUCAAUGAACUUAAUUUAUGAAGAAUCCAGCACUACAAAAGAUUCUCUUUAUAUAGAUUUAGAUAAAAGCCCUAUGUCAAGUGAUUUAUGUAACCAAGAUCAGGAUUUAACUCAUUUUAGUGGAUUACAAAUGCUUAAAUAUAAAAAAGAAAUUUUUUUAACUUUGUUAAGAUUCCUUGAUCAGAUAAAAGGGAAAGUUAUAAAAAAGAUAAUAUUUAAAAAAGAUGAAAUUGUCGAGAUUUUCUUAACUAUAAGUAUUGCAAAUAUUAUGCUUGGUAAGUACUUUUCUAAAGCUGAUGAUGAUACAAUAAUGCAGCUUCUAGAUAUACUAACAAUAAUUUCGGAAAAUAUUAUAUAUAGUGAAGAAAAUACAAGUAUAUCUAAAUCAAAUGGAAAUAAAAAGAACAAUAUAAAGUUUUUAGAACAAAAUAUUGUAUCUUUUAUUAUAGAAACUCAAUUUCCAACUAUGCAAAGAGCUUCAAUUUACACAGAUGCAAUGAUUAUGACUCUCUCAUUUGGUCAAUUUCUCAAAUAUUUAUGCAGUAGUGAGAAUGACACAUGGCAAAUAUUUCAGAAAAAGGGGAAUAUUGAAAAAUUACUUGGAUUAGUAUCACUUUUUUUUGAAUAUGGAUCUAAAAAUGAAAAUAGCAAAAAAGGAAUUACGAACAGGAAUCCUUAA